Molecule: messenger RNA, 852 nt
Organism: Talaromyces proteolyticus
Lineage: Eukaryota; Fungi; Ascomycota; Eurotiomycetes; Eurotiales; Trichocomaceae
Exons: 1
Coding region: 1-564 (187 amino acids)
Source: RefSeq, a predicted model, not a curated record
AUGUCGUCACCACGCUCUCCAGCAAGUACAUACCUGACCCAAGCGACAGAACGCGCUGCUGCCACCCAUCCUCCUCCUCCCUCGAAGACCACGCCUUCCCCAUCGCCGCCCCUCUCCCCUCGUCCAGCCUCUCCUGUGGAGCCCUCCUACGCAACCGUUCCGUCUCUUCCCCCUCCGACACCGUCUUUAACACCAUCGAAACCCCAUCGAACGACAACCCCGACACCACCAGCACAAAAUAGUACACCGCCUACACCCGUUGUUACACCAACUACACCGAAGACUACUCCACAACCCCGUCCAAAACAGACAUCAUCGCACGUCCUCUCGAUUUACGACCUCGAACGCCGCUUCCAACACACACCGACCCCCUUCUAUAACCCGCAAAGACAUAUUUCUCCACGGAAAACCCCCACCACCGCCCUUGCACGAAUUCUGCACUCUAUUGCAGACCUUUUCGAAUGCCACACAUCUCCAACAAACGUCGUCCUUACCACACCAACUAACCCAUAUUACGCACCCUCGUGCCAUAAACAGCAGGCACGCUUCAGCCGCCGAGGAUAGGACGCGGAACACUUAAGGAAUUGCCUUUAAGCUAGCCUACUAACAACAAUACUAACCCACGAGAAUUCAGAAAGCCAUGACAGAGGAAGAAAGACAUAAGCCAAAAGCAGAUUAUGUACGGGCUUGAGGAGACCAGAUCUAGUUUAAGAAAUGUACUUGUAAUUAGCGAUCGUUGCCCUUUCGGCUCAGCCGCCGGGCGUUAAUAAAUUGUGUGUAUCGCAUUUCAAGAGGAAGCUUCUGCAAGAAGUAGCAUGGUGCCUCAGUACGGUGGCUGUCGCAAAAAUGCAC